Pipra filicauda (Wire-tailed manakin) is the source of this 1712-nucleotide messenger RNA. Its product is annotated as carboxypeptidase A2-like. The coding region runs from base 367 to 1680 and encodes 437 amino acids. Gene Ontology annotation, biological process: proteolysis. NCBI's taxonomy places the organism in Eukaryota, Metazoa, Chordata, Aves, Passeriformes, Pipridae. Gene Ontology annotation, molecular function: metallocarboxypeptidase activity; zinc ion binding. The transcript has 12 exons. The record is from RefSeq and is a predicted model, not a curated record.
GCUUUUCCAAGCCCCAAAGGUUCUCCAAUCCAGCAGGGAGACACUCGGGUUGGGGGAGGUUCAUUUGACCUUUCACUCCUUCCCAUGUCCCCAGGGUGUCCCUGACUCACUGCACGACUCCACAUCCUCUUGGGACAGCGAGGAGAGGACGGCCCAGCCCUGCCCACGUUGGAGUGCCCUAAUUGGCAGCACUAAUUGCCCUGACCAGGCUUGUGGAGGGUUCCCACCCACCCACCACCCACCCCUUGGCGUGGGAGCCCCAUUUAAACCAAGCUCCCUUCUUUUGGGCCCUGUUGGAACUGUGCUGAGUCCACGCUGGAUUUGGGCUCGUGGUUGUUUCCCUCCUGGCUGUGGAGCUGCCUUGGGAUGUCCCUGAGGACCUGGACCCUCCUGGCUGUUCCUGGCCGAGCCGAGCCCGCGGCGAAGAUGAGGCUGGUUCUGCUCCUCAGUGCCCUCCUCGGGGCUUCCCUGGCCCUGGAGACCUUCGUGGGGCACCAGGUUCUCCGGAUCCAGACCAGAAACGAGGAGGAGGUGAGGCAGCUGCAGCUCCUGGAGUCGCUGGAGCACCUCGAGCUGGAUUUCUGGAUCAGCCCCUCUGCCCCCGCCCUCCCCGUGGACGUGAGGAUUCCUGCUGCCGGCGUCCAGUCGGUCAAAGCCUUCCUGGAAUCCCAGGGGAUCGAGUAUUCCGUCCUGAUCGAGGACCUGCAGGAUGUUCUGGACAAGGAGCAGCAGGACAUGGCCGAGAGCGCCCAGAGGGAGCGAAGCACCAGCUUCGACUUCAGCUCCUACCACACCCUGGAUGAGAUUUAUGCGGAGCUGGACCACCUUGCAUCCGAGCACAGCUUCGUGGAGAAGAUCCAGAUCGGGGAAUCCUACGAGAAGCGCCCUCUGUACGCCCUCAAGUUCAGCACCGGCGGAUCCAACCGCCCGGCCAUCUGGCUCGACGCCGGCAUCCACUCCCGGGAGUGGGUCACCCAGGCCAGCGCCCUCUGGAUCGCCAACCAGAUCGCCUCCGGCUACGGAUCCGACUCCUCCAUCACCUCCCUGCUGGACAAGAUGGACCUUUUCCUGCUGCCAGUGGCCAACCCUGAUGGUUUUGUGUACACCCACACCUGGAACCGCAUGUGGAGGAAGACGCGCUCCAAGAACGCAGGCAGUGUCUGCUACGGGGUGGAUCCCAACAGGAACUGGGAUGCGGGCUUUGGAGGUCCCGGGGCCAGCAGCAGCCCCUGCUCCGACUCCUACCACGGCCCCAGCGCCGAGUCCGAGGUGGAGGUGAAAUCCGUGGCUGACUUCAUCAGGAACCACGGGAACUUCAAGGCCUUCCUCACCCUGCACAGCUAUUCCCAGCUCCUGAUGUAUCCCUACGGAUACAAGUGCACCAGGCCCGACGACUACGCCGAGCUGGAAUCCUUGGGAAGAGCUGCUGCCAAUGCCAUCAAAUCCGUGUACGGCACCACCUUCCAAGUGGGGCCCAUCUGCUCCACCAUCUACCAGGCCAGCGGGGGCAGCAUCGACUGGGCCUACGACAUCGGCAUCAAAUAUUCCUUCGCCUUCGAGCUGCGGGACACGGGACGCUACGGAUUCCUCCUGCCCGCCACCCAGAUCAUCCCCACCGCCACCGAGACCUGGAUGGGCCUCAGGAAGAUCAUGGAGCACGUCCUGAAAAAGCAGGACUGAGCCCCGGGAGCCGGCAAAGGGCUCUUCCCCGG